Struthio camelus australis is the source of this 585-nucleotide messenger RNA. Lineage: Eukaryota; Metazoa; Chordata; Aves; Struthioniformes; Struthionidae. The record is from RefSeq and is a predicted model, not a curated record.
AUGCAGCACUUCCUGGAUAACGCUGUGUUCUUCCUCUGUAUGGAGAGCAGUGUGCUAGGUGAAGAAUUAUACCUGAUCUUCGUAACCAUUCCAGCUACAAACAUAAUUGCUGCCUCACCUUUACCAUUCAGGCUUGAAAGGGUCAAUGAUUUGAAGACUGGUACGCUGAUAGGAGUCGACAAAUAUGGAAACAAAUACUAUGAAGACAAAAGAAAUUUCUUUGGUCGACACCGAUGGGUCAUAUAUACUAAUGAAAUGAAUGGCAAAAAUACAUUUUGGGAAGUUGAUGGAAGUAUGGUGCCCCCUGAAUGGCAUCGAUGGCUUCAUUGUAUGACAGAAGACCCUCCAACUACUCAUCCACCAGUUGCUCGUAAAUUUAUUUGGGAGAACCAUAAAUUCAAUCUGAGUGGCACACCUGGACAGUAUGUACCUUACUCUACUACUCGCAAGAAGAUACAAGAGUGGAUCCCACCUACAACACCUAGCAAAUAACAGCAAAAAAUAUAACUUGCCUAAAACUUGGCUUUCAAUGUCAACUGUAUUUUCACUGUUUUUGAUCAAAAUAAAAGCAUCCUAAAACAGUAA